This is a messenger RNA of Sphenostylis stenocarpa, 1596 nucleotides long. NCBI's taxonomy places the organism in Eukaryota, Viridiplantae, Streptophyta, Magnoliopsida, Fabales, Fabaceae. The record is from the annotation of a GenBank genome assembly.
AUGAUCCCUGUGGUAAUAUUAAGGGCAGUAACAGUGCUGCUCUUGUGUGUGACAUUUCUCCAAAGUGUGAAGGGUUUUCCACUGCAUACCAGUGAUCGGUGGAUUGUGAACGAAAGUGGGAAGAGGGUGAAGCUAGCAUGUGUGAGUUGGGCGUCUCAUUUGGAUGCUGCUGUUGCUGAGGGCUUAAGCCAACAGCCUUUGGAUUUUAUUUCCAAGAGAAUCAAGUCCAUGGGGUUCAACUGUGUGAGACUCACAUGGCCACUUUUCUUGCUCACCAAUGACUCUCUUGCUUCUCUCACUGUCAGAAACUCUUUCCAAAACCUUGGUCUCCUUCAAUCCAUCCAUGCUGUUCAGGCCAUCAACCCCUCCAUCAUCGACCUUCCACUCAUCAAAGCUUACCAGCAGGAAGUGGUGAAAAGCCUAGGGGAGAAUGAUGUAAUGGUGAUUUUGGACAACCACCUGAGUCAACCAGGGUGGUGCUGCAGUAACAUGGAUGGCAAUGGCUUCUUCGGGGAUGAAUAUUUUGAUCCUGACCUCUGGAUUAAGGGCCUUACCAAGAUGGCUACAAUUUUCAAAGGGGUGCCUAAUGUGGUAGGCAUGAGCUUGAGAAACGAGUUACGAGGUCCCAAACAAAAUGUCAACCAAUGGUACAGCUAUAUGCCAAAAGGAGCAGAAGCAGUGCAUGCAGCAAAUCCAGAUGUUCUUGUGAUUCUUUCUGGUCUAAACUUUGACACUGACCUAUCAUUCAUAAAAAAGGGGGCAUUGAAACUGAGCUUCAAUGGAAAACUGGUGUUGGAGGUGCACUGGUACAGCUUCACUGAGGGUCAAGCAUGGACUUCACAGAAUGCAAACCAAGUGUGUGGGCAAGUCACAGAAAAGAAGGUGAGAAGAGCAGGGUUCUUGUUGGACCAAGGGUUGCCAUUGUUUGUGAGUGAGAUUGGGGUGGACAUGAGAGGCUCAAAUGUCAAUGACAAUAGGUACCUCAACUGCUUCAUGGCAUUUGCAGCCCAACAUGACUUGGAUUGGGCCUGGUGGACACUUGAUGGGAGUUACUACAUAAAACAAGGGGUCGUUGGAAUGAAUGAGUAUUUUGGUAUUCUCAACUCGAAUUGGAGUGAGGUUAGGAACACUACUGUCUUGCAGAGGAUCUCAGCUAUUCAACUUCCUUUUCAAGGGCCAGGUUUAUCAGAAGCUACACCACACAAAGUGGUUUUUCACCCCUUGACAGGUCUUUGCAUCCUAAGAAAGUCACCGGUGGAGGCGUUGAGGUUGGGACCUUGUUCUAAUUCUGAUGGAUGGGAAUACACAGACCAAAACAUACUAUCAAUAAAGGGUACCAAUUUCUGUUUACAAGCAGAGGGAGAAGGGAAGCAAGCAAAAAUUGGGAACUUAUGUUCAGCUUCCAAUUCAAGAUGGGAAAUGAUCUCUGAUUCAAAGAUGCAUCUCUCAAGUCAAAUCAACAACUCUUCUGGUGUGUGUCUUGAUGUAGACACCAAUAACAUCAUUGUCACCAACACUUGCAAAUGUCUAAGCAAAGAUAACACUUGUGAACCUGCAAGCCAAUGGUUCAAACUUGUUGACAGCACAAGGAAUUAA